Messenger RNA from Pungitius pungitius (ninespine stickleback), 3786 nucleotides. RefSeq names its product zinc finger and BTB domain containing 11 (gene zbtb11). The coding region runs from base 215 to 3664 and encodes 1149 amino acids. Gene Ontology annotation, biological process: regulation of transcription by RNA polymerase II. Gene Ontology annotation, molecular function: DNA binding; protein binding; DNA-binding transcription factor activity, RNA polymerase II-specific. Gene Ontology annotation, cellular component: nucleus. The transcript is spliced from 10 exons. The record is from RefSeq and is a predicted model, not a curated record. NCBI's taxonomy places the organism in Eukaryota, Metazoa, Chordata, Actinopteri, Perciformes, Gasterosteidae.
UUACAAACUGCAGUUCCACCUUUGAAAAACCCUUUGAAAUGUUGUUGUUAGCGGGGUUUUUUCGCGUUACCUUCCGUCGCAACGCUUCCUAAAAUACAAUAAAAAAUAUACACCGGUCCACCAGCAGCCGAAGAGCCGCUGCACACGGAGCCGGAGCCGGGGAGCGGGGAGCGGGGAGCGGGGGGGGGCGGUCGAGCAGCGACGCGGCGGUGACAUGUCGAGUGAAGAGAGCUACCUGGCCAUCAUUCGCUACCUGACCGAUGAACGGGAGCCGUACGCACCGGGGACCCCCGGGAACACCAAGCGCAAGAUCCGCAAGGCGGCCACCUGCUACGUGGUGCGGGACGGGACGCUGUUCUACCAGCGCCGCCUGAAGGGCCAGAACGACUUCACGGAGCUGGAGGUGGUGCUGCAGGACGCCCGCAGGACGGAGCUCAUCGACGAGGCGCACACCGUCACCGGGGCGGGAGAGCACCUGAACCAGCAGCUCACCUGGGACACCAUCUCCAGGAAGUACUGGUGGAGAGGGAUCCUGAAGAACGUCAAAGACCACAUCAGAGAAUGCCCCUCGUGCCAGAGCCGGCGCGGCGCCGACGACGGCUCCGGGCCGCGGGCCUUCUCCAGGCCGGGGAGACGCAAGGCGGUCGCCAACGAUGAAGAGGAGGAGGAAGAUGAGGAAGAAGAGGAGGAGGAGGAGGAGGAGGUGGGAGACAACGGCCCGGUCCUCCCCGACUCGUCCUGUCAGCUGAGGGCCAAGACGACGGCCAAGCACGAACUGGUCUUUGUGGACAGUAAAGGUGAGGUCAACCAGUUCCUGCCCAAACACAGCCAGACCAUGCUGGACAAACUCAACCAGCAGCGCCUCUGCAACCAGUUCUGUGACAUCACGCUGCUGAUCGAAGGCGAGGAGCACCGCGCCCACAAGGCCGUGCUGGCGGCGUGCAGCGAGUACUUCAACGAGCUGUUUUUCGCGAAGGGCGCCGCCUCCACCCAUGAGGCCGUGGUCGACCUCUCCGGUUUCACUAAAGUCAGCUUCCUGCCGCUGCUGGACUUCGCGUACACGUCCGCGCUCACCUUCAACUUCUGCGUCAUGGCGGACAUCGCCAACCUGGCUCGCCACCUGCUGAUGACGGAGGUGCUGCAGAUCUGCGAGUCGGUGCACAAGCAGGUGGAGGAGCAGAAGCUGACGGUGUACCAGAGGGGCGACGUGCACACGGUGGUGUCCAGCCAGCCGGCGGCGCAGGACGGCCCGAUGGUGGUCACCAUCGAGGGCGACGAGCCCCUGGCCUUCCUGGCGGCGGCGGCGACGGAGGAGGCCGACGCCCAGCAGCCCGUGAGCGUUGUUGCCGAGGCGACGGAGGGGGGCGGGGCGCAGGGCGGCGAGGCGGUGACUCUGAUGGCUCACGAGCCGGGCGAGACGCUCACGCUGAUCUCCGGCGGCUCGGAAGGGGACACGAUGACCGUGGUCACGCACAGCGGGCAGGCGGGCGCCAGCGAGUCCCUCGCCGUGGUGUCCGCCUGCCUGGCGAUGGAGGAGCAGCAGCAGCAGCCGGCGGCGGCGGCGGCCUCCGAAGUGUUCGUCAUCAACGUGGACCCGGACAGAGCGAGUCCCUCGGAGGUCGUCAAGCUGUCCUCGGACGCGGAGGCGGCGGCGGCGGUGGCGGUGCCCCCGAAACGUAAACGGGGACGUCCGGCCAAGGUGAAGGUGAAGAAGGAGGUGGAGCUUUUCGCUCCUCUGGAGGAGGAGGAGCCCUCUGCUGACGAAGGACACGGAGACAAGCAGGACGCAUCGGACGACCCCAAGAGGAGACGACUCCGACAGCGCUCCAUCGCCGAGGGGGGGUACGCCCGCCUGCACAUGGGCCUGGAGGAGGAGGAGGAGGAGGAGGAGGGGGGAAAGAAGGGGCCGACGUCUCCGCGAAAUGCUGCUUUAAAGGCGCCUAUUAGGACGGGUAAAAGGGGACGACCUCCAAAGCAGCCGGUGGAGCCUCAAGGUGAAGGUCAGCCUGAGCCGGGGGCGGAGCCUCAGCCCUGCGCCGUGGAAGGCGAGACGCCAGCAGAGCUCGUUGCGGACGAGGCGGGACCGAAGGGGGCGGAGCCAGAGACAGCCGAGGUCAAGCAGCAGCAGGAGGCGGCGGCGGCGGCGGACGUCGACGGGGAGCACAAGUGCGCGAGGUGCGGCGCGUCCUUCCAGAGGCGCUUCUCCCUCAUCAUGCACAUGCUCAAACACGAGAAGGCUCGCGGCUACAAGUGCAGCCUCUGCAGCAAGGAGUUCCAGUACGCCGCCUCGCUCCGAGCCCACCUGGCCCGGCACAAGCAGCAGAGCAGCCAGCGGGCGCCGCCCGCCGCCGCCGCCAAACCCCCCGCCGAGGCCCGGCCGCACGGCGACCUGGACGGCAGGGCGGCGGCGCCGCAGACCAAGCGCGAGUUCGUGUGCGACAUCUGCGGCAAGACGCUGCCGAAGCUCUACUCCCUGAGGAUCCACAUGCUGAACCACACGGGCGUCCGGCCGCACGCCUGCAAGGUCUGCGGGAAGACGUUCGCCCACAAGCACGGCCUGAAGAUGCACCGCACGCUGCACGACCUCACCAAGCAGUUCCAGUGCGAGUACUGCACCAAGUCCUUCGUGAGCAAGCGCAGCAUGGAGGAGCACACCAGCCUGCACACAGGUGAGUCAAAGUACCUGUGCAACACGUGCGGGGCGACUUUCCAUCGAGCGUCGGCUCUGAGCAAACACCUGAAGAAGCACAUGCCCAAACCCGACGUCCGCCCGUUCGCCUGCACUCAGUGUGACAGGAGGUUCUACGAGGCCAAAGACCUGCAGCAGCACAUGAACAAGCACAUGGGUCUGAAGCCGUUCCAGUGCCAGGUUUGUGGGAAGUGCUACAGCUGGAAGAAGGACUGGUACUCGCACGUCAAGUCCCACAGCGUGGCCGAGCCCUUCAAGUGUAACGUGUGCGGGAAGGAGUUCUUCGAGAAGUCUCUGUUCCGGAGACACGUGAAGAAGGCGACGCACGGGAAGAAGGGCCGAGUGAAGCAGAACCUGGAGCGGGAGUGCGAGCAGUGCGGCAGGAAGUUCACCCAGCUGAGGGAGUACCGGCGCCACGUCAACAACCACCAGGGAGUGAAGCCCUUCGAGUGCCUGACGUGCGGCGUGGCGUGGGCCGACGCGCGCUCCCUGAAGCGCCACGUGCGCACGCACACGGGCGAGCGCCCCUACGUGUGCCCCAUGUGCCAGGAGGCGCACAUCGACGCGCGCACGCUGCGCAAGCACAUGACCAAGUUCCACAGCGACAACCUGCCGGGGAAGAUCAUGCUGGAGAAGGACACGCUGCAGUUCCACAACCAGGGCACGCAGGUGGAGCACGCCGUCAGCAUCAUGGCCUCCGAGCUGCCGCCCGAGCUGCGCCCGGCGCCCCCCGCCGUCCCCACGGAGGAGAUCGAGACGGUGCUGAUCACCGACGAGACGGUGGAGGCCAUGCAGGCGGUGGUGGAGGUGGCGGGCGACGGCUCGGCGGCGGCGACGCUGUCGGACCAGGGCAUCAUGCAGGUGGUGAACUACGUCCUGGCGCAGCAGGGCCUCGCCGACCCCAAGGUGGAGGAAACCCACGAGGUCAUCCAGACCAUGGAGGUGGAGGUGGGCCACGUGGCCGAGGUCGAGUGAGAGACACGAUGCCCCCCCCCGAAGAAAUGUUACAGCAUGUAAAAAAGACGCUUUCUGUGAAUGUAAAUAUACGAGAAUCACGAGGAGUUCUGAAUAAAUAAAUAGAUUCAUGACGACUCAGA